AUGGAUCCCCUCGCCGUGCUCCGGGACUACGCCGCCCGCGGCGACCUGGACAAGAUCAUCUUCAACGGCGACGACGUCCUCUUCGGCGACGACUACACCUUCCCGGCCAACGCCCCCACCGCCUUCACCUCCAAGCAGUCCGGCCGCCCCUACCCGCUCUCCGCCGCCGUCUUCCUCGCCCAGCACAACGACCUCAAGCACACUGACUUCCUCCAGGCCGCCCGCCUCCGCCGGAUCCCGCCCGUCUCCCUCCCCGACCGCAAGACCUUCCUCGACUUCCUCCACUUCGGGGACAGCUCCCUCCCUUCCGCCGAGCCCCUCCUCCCCUCCUCCUUCGCGCAGGACGCCCCGCCCCCGCCCCCGCCGCCGGAGGACGAGGAGGGGGAGGGCCCCGACGCCGACGACGCCUCCACCGCCCACGUCCGCGCCGUCGAGCGGCCCCUCAAGGACCGCAACGCCCUCCUCGACGCCCGCGGCCGCGACUUCCUCGCCAUCUACCACGCCGCGCUGCGCCGCGAGGAGGACCGCCUGCGCAACAAGGACGCCGCGCCCUCCGCCGCCGGCCGUGGGCACGAGCCCUCCUCAACCGCCGCGGUGUCCCUCUCCAACCCCAAGCUCGACAAGCACGGGCUCGGCGACGGCUUCGUGCCCAUCAUACUGGUGCCCAGCGCGUCGCAGACGCUCAUCACCAUCUACAACGUCAGGGACUUCCUCGAGGACUUCGUCUUCGUGCCCAGCGACGACAAGAUGCGGGCCAUGAAGGGGAGCCCCAAGCCCGAGUGCGUCACCCUGCACAAGAAGCACGUCCGCGGGGCUGCCGGUCCGGUGGCGUUCGAGGUCAGGGACAAGCCGGCAUCGCUCAAGGCCGACGACUGGGCGCGGGUCGUCGCCGUGUUUGUGCUCGGAAAAGAGUGGCAGUUCAAGGACUGGCCCUUCAAGGGCCAUGUCGACAUCUUCAACAAAGUUAUUGGGUUCUUUGUACGCUUUGAAGAUGAUAGUGUGGAUUCAGCAAAAGUGGUCAAACAGUGGAAUGUCAAAAUCAUAUCUGUGAGUGGGAGGAAUUUUCCAUAUUCUUUUUUGGUUAUUGUAGUCAAAUUCUAUCUUGCUCCCACUUACAGCUACUUAUUGUGUUACUAA
Molecule: messenger RNA, 1137 nt
Organism: Triticum turgidum subsp. durum (durum wheat)
Lineage: Eukaryota; Viridiplantae; Streptophyta; Magnoliopsida; Poales; Poaceae
Source: the annotation of a GenBank genome assembly